AUGAGAACGCUUCUCAGCCUGGCGGCUGCGCUCCUCCUCCUCCCCUUCUCCGAUGCAUUGAAAUUUGACCUCAUUGCCCAAGCGGGCCACAGCGCAAAGAAUGAGCGAUGUAUACGGAAUUUCGUCAACAGAGACACUCUUGUUGUCGUGACCGCUAUUGUGAGCGGUAACCGGGGCGAUGGACAGAUGGUCAAUAUGCACAUCAAAGAUGCAGUCGGCAAUGACUAUGGCCGACCAAAGGAUGUCGCAGGCGAGAAGAGAAUGGCAUUCACAAGUCUUGCAGACACAGCCUUCGAUGUCUGUUUCGAGAAUACCCUGACUGGAAGAUCAAACACCCCCAACCCAACUCGCCAUGUGGAAUUAGAUAUCGACAUUGGCGCGGAUGCGCGAGACUGGUCUGCCAUCCAAGCCUCUGAGAAGCUUAAGCCUGUGGAGACAGAGCUGCGGCGGAUAGAGGAGACGGUCAAUGAGAUCGUCCAAGAGCUGGAGUACCUACGAAUGCGCGAGCAAAAGCUACGAGACACGAAUGAGAGCACGAAUGAAAGAGUCAAAUGGUUUGCUUUUGGUACGAUGGGCAUGUUGGUUGGUUUGGGUGCAUGGCAGGUUGUGUAUCUGAGGGCUUAUUUCAGGUCGAAGCACCUGAUCUAG
This is a messenger RNA of Exophiala aquamarina CBS 119918, 648 nucleotides long. RefSeq names its product endoplasmic reticulum vesicle protein 25. Gene Ontology annotation, cellular component: Golgi apparatus; endoplasmic reticulum; COPII-coated ER to Golgi transport vesicle. NCBI's taxonomy places the organism in Eukaryota, Fungi, Ascomycota, Eurotiomycetes, Chaetothyriales, Herpotrichiellaceae. The record is from RefSeq and is a predicted model, not a curated record. The transcript has 3 exons. Gene Ontology annotation, biological process: Golgi organization; endoplasmic reticulum to Golgi vesicle-mediated transport; intracellular protein transport. The coding region runs from base 1 to 648 and encodes 215 amino acids.